Colias croceus (clouded yellow) is the source of this 933-nucleotide messenger RNA. RefSeq lists its product as uncharacterized. NCBI's taxonomy places the organism in Eukaryota, Metazoa, Arthropoda, Insecta, Lepidoptera, Pieridae. Bases 1 to 933 code for a protein of 310 amino acids. The transcript is spliced from 3 exons. The record is from RefSeq and is a predicted model, not a curated record.
AUGUCAAGGAUUCCGUUUCCGCGUCGUACGGAAUCAUCGACUCAAACCGACGUGACUUAUGACUUAUCUUAUACUACAUCGGCUCAAUCUACUAUAUCGGCUCAAUCUCCUAUAUCGGCUCAAUCUCCUACAUCGUCUCAAUCUACUAUAUCGGCUCAAUCGUCUCAAUCUACUAUAUCGGCUCAAUCGUCUCAAUCUACUAUAUCGGCUCAAUCGACUCAAUCUCCUAUAUCGGCUCAAUCGCCUCAAUCUACUAUAUCGACUCAAUCGUCUCAAUCUACUAUAUCGACUCAAUCGUCUCAAUCUACUAUAUCGGCUCAAUCGCCUCAAUCUACUAUAUCGACUCAAUCGUCUCAAUCUACUAUAUCGGCUCAAUCGCCUCAAUCUACUAUAUCGACUCAAUCGUCUCAAUCUACUAUAUCGACUCAAUCGUCUCAAUCUACUAUAUCGGCUCAAUCGCCUCAAUCUACUAUAUCGACUCAAUCGUCUCAAUCUACUAUAUCGGCUCAAUCGCCUCAAUCUACUAUAUCGACUCAAUCGUCUCAAUCUACUAUAUCGACUCAAUCGUCUCAAUCUCCCAUAUCGACUCAAUCGUCUCAAUCUCCUAUAUCUACUAAAUCUCGUAAAUCGACUCAAUCUCGUGUGUCUAUUCAAUCUCGUAAGCCAACUCAAUCACGUAUAUCAAUUCAAUCUCCUAAGUCAAAUGUAACUCCUCAAUCAUUUAACACGAAAAAGUCCCGUACUAAAUCUACCUAUUCUACAUUUCCUAAUCCUCCUAUAUCGAAAGCCCGCGUGCUUUGCACCGCGAAAUACGCGUUCCUCAUAUACGAGCAGAGAGUUGUAUUGGCACCUACUACGUUUUCACUGGCGCUAGCAGAAGCGUCGGGAGUGAGCGUGAACCAGCGUUCGAAGGCGUUCACUCAGCGGAGAUAG